Symbiodinium pilosum is the source of this 294-nucleotide messenger RNA. Lineage: Eukaryota; Dinophyceae; Suessiales; Symbiodiniaceae. The record is from the annotation of a GenBank genome assembly.
GCCGGCGUAGUCAACAUGCUGCAAGCCUUCAAGUCUUUGGAGGCAGACCCCGACAUUCAGGUCAACAACGUGGCUAUGAAAGACUUGCUGUCCCUGGAGCAGCCCGAGAUUUCAGUGUCACAGGCCAGAAUGGUAGUUGAGCGCCCAUGCACGAAGCACCGUAUUAUGGACAUGCUGCGUGUCCAACUUAUCGAGUUUAGCAAGGCCACGUUCCAACAUGAGGUGGAAGAGCUGAAGCGCCAGGCACGGCCGGCGGACGCUGCGCAAGGCUUCUACCACCUCCCGGGUCGGGCG